UACAGUUUCUGUUCAUCUAAACUCUACAGCUAUGGACUCAAGAACGGUGUUUGUGUUAUUAUGGACGAUGCUGUCGUCCACCUCCACUGGAAUCCAACUAGAUGGAAAUGGUUAUGUUGACAUUACUAUUGCGAUCAGUUCAAAAGUGCCACAGGAUAACACGCUCAUUGAUCAAAUCAAGGACAUGGUCACUGAAGGGUCGAUUCAUCUUCAUCAAGCACUGGAUAAAAAGGUUUAUUUCAAAGAAGCAACGAUACUAGUUCCACCCCACUGGAAAAGUAAGGAUUUUACCAGAGCAAGAACAGAGUCCUUUGAAAAGGCAAAAAUAAUAAUUGAUACUGCUAAACCAGCAUACGGUGAUGAACCCUACACUCAUCAGUAUGGUGAAUGUGGAGUUGAGGGUCAGUACAUUCAUUUCACACCAAACUUUCUCAAAGACGACACAGCCAUUAAGCUUUAUGGGUCAAGAGGAAGGGUCUUUGUGCAUGAAUGGGCUCAUCUGAGAUGGGGCGUGUUUGAUGAAUACAGUGAAACACAGCCAUUCUACCAGUCAAAUGGCCAUAUUGAAGCUACAAGGUGUAGCAACAACAUUGAAGGUCAGCUUUAUGAUGAAUCACUUGAACCGUGCCACACAGAUCCAAAAACUUUACUACCGACUAAGGGGUGCAAGUUUUUUCCAAACAAAUAUCAAAAAACAGACAGCUCCAUAAUGUUCUUCCCAAGCCUGGAUUCUGUGAUCUCAUUUUGUCAUGAAAACGAUCACAAUUAUGAAGCCCCAAACUUGCAAAAUAAAAAAUGUGGCAACAAAGCAACACGGACCGUUAUAUUUGAGGAUUCUGUGGAUAAAGACGCGCUUCGUUCUCUGAAACCAAUGCUGUCCUCUCCACCAGCGCCAUCUUUCAAAAUUGUGCAGCGAAUGCAUCGGGUUGUUUGUCUCAUCCUUGAUGUCUCAGGAAGCAUGCAAGGCUCCAGAAUCCUUCGACUACAGCAGGCUGCCACAUAUUUCCUGCGGAACAUCAUUGAGGAUCAAGCCAGUGUUGGAAUUGUGUCCUUUAGUUCUGAUGCUUCAACUCUGAGCCCCUUGACUACCAUUGACAAUGACUCCACACGAGAAAAACUCAUCAAACUGUUGCCAAACACAGCAAAUGGAGGGACAUACAUGUGUAAAGGCCUCACGCUAGGCUUACAGGUACUCAAAAAAGACAAUGGGGAUGUGUUAGGGGAUGAAAUCAUUUUUCUGACAGAUGGUGAAGCGUCAGACGACCUUAAUAGUUGUGUUCCGGCCGCAAUUGAAAGUGGUGCCAUUAUACACACAAUAGCUUUGGGUGAUAAAGCAGAUAAAGCACUGAGGAAAAUGGCUGACAAAACUGGGGGGAAAUUUAUCACAGCCAGUGAUGACAUUCUCUCUAAUCAGCUACUGAAUGGAUUUUCUUCACUUACAAUACCAACAGGAGAUCAAACAAAAGACCCAGUUCAGAUAGACAGUGUGGGAAAAAAAACAUCAGACUGGUUCAAUGGGACAAUAUCAGUGGAUCAGACCAUUGGUACCAAAACCAGCUUUACAAUAAUCUAUGAAAAAGGCUUACCUCACAUUUUCAUACAGUCACCAAGUGGCUCAACCUACAAUCAAGUACAGAUGAGUCAUGAUGAAUCAGCAAAAACAGUCACUUUAAAAGUUCUAGGAACUGCAGAGACUGGGGACUGGAAGUACAGCAUCCAAAGUCGAUUACUUCAGUCUCUGACUAUAACAGCAACAAGUCAAGCGGCGCGUGCUGAUGUUCCCCCUAUUAUAGUCAAAGCCCAAAUGAACCAGCAGUUAAGUGACGGCACUAAACCCAUGAUAGUGUUUGCUGAGGUCAGUCAGAAUUACAAGCCUAUAAUAAAGGCUGAAGUGUGGGCUACGCUGGAGUCUGAAACUGGGUCUACACAAGAAAUAGAACUCCUGGACAAUGGAGCAGGAGCAGAUGCUUUCGAAGAUGAUGGCGUCUAUUCCAGAUAUUUCACACAGAUGACAAAUGGGAGAAGCAGCUUGAAAGUGAGAGUGACGAAUCAAGAUGGACAAGCCAGAUUUACUUUCCAAAAAAGGGGUGGUGCCUCAUACGUACCUGGAUAUGUGGUAAACGGUGUGGUGGAGCUGAACCCUCCAAAGCCUCCAGUUUCUAAGGAACCACUUGAGGUCGGAAGCUUUACCAGAACAGCCACUGGAGAGAGUUUUACAGUGGAUUUAUCAGGCUCACCCCCACCAAACUUCCCACCUAACAAAAUCACAGAUCUGAGUGCUGAGAUCCAGGAGGACUCUGUGCUUCUCAGCUGGACGGCUCCUGGUGAGGACCUCGACCAAGGGACAGCUAAAUCCUACGAGAUCAGGUGGAGCUAUGACCUUCAAAUGCUUCGAGAAAGCUUCAGCAAUGGUCAUGUAUUCAACACAACUGCCGUCUCACCGCACGAGGCUGGAUCAGUUGAACAGCACUCAUUCAAUUUCAGUUUCACAAUCCAAAAUAGCACCACAUUCUUUUUUGCUGUUCAGUCUGAGGACAAAGAAAAUGUGAAAUCUGAAACCUCCAACAUUGCUCAAGCUUCAAAGAUCCUCCCUGAUCCAAAACCCCAAGGAAUAUCAAACCCAGGCAUGAAUUUGACAGUUCUUGUCAUUUCUUUGUGUGUGGUCACUAUGGUCAUAUGCUUUGUUGCUGCUGUAACCACAUGGGCAGUGAAACAUAAAUAUAUUCUGUGAUUCUGUUGAUAAAGUUCCAAAACCGUCUUCUCCACCAGCGCCAUCUUUCAAAAUUGUGCAAUGCAUCGGGUUGUUUGUCUCAUCCUUGAUGUCUCAGGAAGCAUGCAAGUAUGCAAAAACAUUAACCUAACCUGCAAACAAACAUGCUUCCAUUAUUAUAACCUUCAAUCCUCUGAGAUGAGCUUAAUCAGUUUGAAAACAGUCGUCUGGCAACUGUGGUGAUUAUUGGUAUUGUUGCGAUCACAUUGUAUGCGUUGAAACAAAGAUAACGUCCUGUUUCUUAGACUACAACCAACAUUAAUAACUGAAGCAAAGAAAAUCCUUCUGUUACAAUUACUUUAAUGAGUUUAGUUGUUCGCCACAUGCUUGGCAAAAAAUACAAAAUACAGUUUGGUAAAUUUUUAGAUUUGUUUAUAUUGAAAAUGUUUGUGUUCUAAAGGCAUAUAAUACAAUUUAGACUCAGAUAUUGGCAGCUGUUUUGUUAGCAGCAUGUUUUAUUGGCAGCAUUUUUUUGCUUAGCUAUUGUUGUGUACCCUAGAAAGAAAGUACCCUUUGAUGAAAUGUUUUGUGUAUAACAUAUAUAUUAUGAUUUACUGUAUGUCUGAUAUCAGUUAAGAAUUUGUAUCUUUUUUUUAAUCAUGAUGAAGUGUUUCACCACCUUCCACUUGUUUAUACAGUAGAUAUAAACAUCACUAUGCCUCACUGUA
Messenger RNA from Pimephales promelas (fathead minnow), 3438 nucleotides. RefSeq names its product chloride channel accessory 5, tandem duplicate 2 (gene clca5.2). The record is from RefSeq and is a predicted model, not a curated record. NCBI's taxonomy places the organism in Eukaryota, Metazoa, Chordata, Actinopteri, Cypriniformes, Leuciscidae. Gene Ontology annotation, cellular component: plasma membrane.